Molecule: messenger RNA, 375 nt
Organism: Beta vulgaris subsp. vulgaris (sugar beet)
Lineage: Eukaryota; Viridiplantae; Streptophyta; Magnoliopsida; Caryophyllales; Amaranthaceae
Source: the annotation of a RefSeq genome assembly
AUGAAUUCAAAUUUUCUUGUACUCUAUGGAAAUCCUACGCCCAGUGAUUUACGAUUUAUCCAUAGUGAUCCUUCCAAAAGUCACUCUUCGACUCUUUCUCUUUCUUCCACUAGAUCGGACGCGCAAAGCGCUCCAUCUGGCUUGGACCAAUUCUUUCCUGAAAUUUGUGAUGAAUACAGCAGGUAUGUGCAUGAAGCCGGGAGGGUAUUACCCCCGGAAUGGACCAUGCCUGACCUUGUUCGGACAGUGCUUGGGGAUGAAGCUCUUCAGCAGGGCUUUCUGACGGAUGCCUACUAUGAUGUGAUGUUAUGUGGCACUCAUAGUUGGGGAUGCGAGGAGCUCCUGAAUUUGCUGGAUCUAAUCAACUAUUCUUGA